AAUUGUCAAUGUCAAGAAUAAAAAAUACACAAAAUAAUUAUACUUUUUAUAUUUAUAUGAUUAAUUAAUGUUCUUAAAAGAAAGAUUAAGUGUUUUUAAAGUGUUAUUAUAAAUAUUACGAAUUGUGUGUGGAACUCAAAUGACGAUUUAGAGUGCAAUUUUCCUUGUUUCAAGGUCUCCACUUCGACCAUAGUUUUUUUUAUAAUGACAAAUGAUAAUGUUUUAGGUAUCUAUUUAUCGUGAACUUCGUGAAGUAUAAAGUCAUAUACAUGAUCGUUCUCAAUACGUUCACAAUUCUUAUUCAAGUUGCUUUUAUAGUUUUUAUGUCAUUAUUGUCUAUGAAUAUUAUUCGUCGCUUUUCUGGUAGUGCGAAAAGAAUGGCCGUAUUAGCACCAGCGAUAUUCGUUAAUCAUGGAGGUGGUCCUCUGCCUUUAUUAGGAGAAAAAGAUCAUUUAGGUUUAACAGUAUUUCUUCGAGACGAAGUAAAGAAACAUGUCAACUUUAAGGAAUUGAAAGCUAUCAUCUUGGUCACAGCUCACUGGGAAGAACAAAAAGUAUCAAUAUCGUCAGCGGAGCAUCACGACUUGUACUUCGAUUACUACGGUUUCCCGCCCGAAACUUACAAAUACAGGUACGAUGCCCCAGGAGAUCCAGAACUAGCUAAACGCAUUCAAAUAUCACUGAAAAAUGCUGGUAUCGAGUCUAAAUUAGACCCGAAAAGAGGUUGGGACCAUGGAGUGUUUGUGCCAAUGAUGCUCAUCAAUCCAAGUGCUGAUAUUCCAAUCAUUCAAGUAUCAGUUCUUUCUAAUCAGGACCCCGAGCAACACUAUGCACUUGGGCAAGUGUUAUACCAGUUCCGUAAAGAAGGUGUAGCAAUAAUUGGAUCUGGUAUGUCAUAUCAUAAUAUGCGUGAAUUCAGAUACAGUCGUGAUACUGGAAAAGUUGUUAAUGCGGAAUUCGAUGAAUACCUUAAUAAAGCUUGUACAUCAGGCAAUGAUAAGAGGAAACAAGAUUUAAUAGUGUGGGAUUCCCAGCCUGGUGCGAGAGAUGCCCAUCCACCAAGAGCUGCUGAGCACUUAAUGCCACUCAUAGUGAUUGCUGGGGCCGGUGGUGAAGGUCCAGGAGAGAGGAUUUUUAACUGGGAUAUGAGUGGUACUUUCAGAUUGAGCGGUUUUAUUUGGAAAGGUGAAUGAUAUCACAUAGGUACAGAGCUAUAUUAAAAUUAUAUAUAUAAUCAUAAAGAAAGUAAAUAUUUAAUUUAAUAAUUAUAUAAUACUUAAAUAUAAAACGACACAAUCUUUAAAAACAAAUCUUGUUUUAACUUUAUAGCAAAAUAUACAAACAUGUAUUCAAUAAUAUCCAAGUAUUUCUCGAUAUAUGAGUGCGUAAUUGCAUGAAACAAUAGGGAAAAUAUUAAAUGUGUAGCCAAAUAUGUGAUGAAUGUAGUAAGAGUGAAAGUGUACUGUGUCACUCAAAUGAACAAACUUCAUUGCACUCGAUGAAGUUUCACUUGAAGAAUGUGUUAAUUUACAUGCAUUGCUAUUUCUCUACAAAAAACUUAUAUAUGUUUUUUUUAAAUGUUGCUUUAUAUAAAAUUAUUAUUUUAAAAGGUUGGUUAUCAAAUGGGUUCGGUUUAUCUGGUUUAUAUUUAUUUAUUAUAAAUAAAAAUAUCUAUAUUUUACAAUUUCUCCAUUAUUAAAAUUAAUAACUUAUACAUUAUUUCAAUUCAUUACUGAUUAAGCUUUUUUUUAAAUUUAAUACAUUUUCACCAGUCUCCAUGUAUAUUAUGCGUAAUAUGCAUUAUAUUUGCAAUAAAAAAAAAAUAAGUCUUGUAUUAUUUGAUAUGAUGUUUAUUAUCUGACAUCUUAGCUUGGUAUUAAGCAACAUUAGAAUUUAAAUAUCAUCAGAAAAUGGAUUGGAAGUUCAGUUCUAUCUGACAGCCAUAUCUAGUACCGCGCACGCUCAUUGCUCAAAAAUAGCGCGCGCUCAUUGCUCGGCUUCCUGUUAUACACUUCCGUCCGUUUUCACAAAAUCGCACCCACAGAUUGCAGGAAAGCGAAAAUAAAAACAAAUAUAAUUAUUAUAUGUAACAAAGUGCAGUCUUUUGAUUUAGAAAAUGUUAAAUACAAACGCCUUUGCAUUCCAUUAUGACCUUGAAACUUAUCUAACAACGCAUCCAUCAAAAGUUGCUUAUCAUGUUUAUUGCUGUAACGUCAAAUACUGUUUUAAUAGAAACAGAAUAAAUAAAAUAAAAACACAUUUUUUUUAAUGUUUUGUUCUGGGACUGGAUAAAAUGGGACCACUAGUAUAUUGUUAAUUGUUAUAGGAAUUAUAUCUUUUUUAUCUGUAUUUGCGCCUUAUAUUGUUGUAUAUUUUUAAGAAUAAAAAAAUAAUUGUUAUUUU
Molecule: messenger RNA, 2403 nt
Organism: Vanessa atalanta (red admiral)
Lineage: Eukaryota; Metazoa; Arthropoda; Insecta; Lepidoptera; Nymphalidae
Product: dioxygenase tasH-like
Exons: 1
Coding region: 270-1193 (307 amino acids)
Molecular function (GO): ferrous iron binding; zinc ion binding; oxidoreductase activity, acting on single donors with incorporation of molecular oxygen
Source: RefSeq, a predicted model, not a curated record